Molecule: messenger RNA, 1267 nt
Organism: Colletotrichum destructivum
Lineage: Eukaryota; Fungi; Ascomycota; Sordariomycetes; Glomerellales; Glomerellaceae
Exons: 1
Coding region: 214-780 (188 amino acids)
Source: RefSeq, a predicted model, not a curated record
UCGAUUGUUUCCCCUUCGUCAUUGACUCGACACCACCCAGACGCCGACAUCACCUACUACCCUGCGCUCGACACCCGCAUGAGUGUCUGAACAGCCAGAACAGAGAGAAGCACCGAGACUCGAUCCUCGAUCAUCCUCGGCGGAAUACCUGCCCUUCUCAACCCUCGUCAAACCCCAGCCGACCGAACAUCGCAGCUCUCUAAACCACCAAAGAUGUCCGGCUCAACACAGCCCGCGGGAUCCUCCCCGGCCCUCCCGCAGACACCUCCCCUCGUUCACAACACGGCCAUUGCGGCGUCGAUAAUCUGCCCGCUCAUUAUGCUGAUCCCACCGCGACGCAUCGAUUGGCGCUUCUUCAUGCUUACGACGGGCUUCUCGGCCUCGACGAACCAGCUCGCCUACGACUGGACGGGCCAGUCCAUCUACCAGCGCGUGCAGUCGCGCUUCGCGCGCAUGUUCCCCACGGCCCUGCCCGAGCAGGCCCAACGAACCAAGCAGCUCCUCCGCGAGGAGCGCAUGCGCCGCGAGGGGCUGACGGAGGAGCAGAUGCGCGCCAUUGAGUACAAGAAGCGUAACCUCGCGCAGCGGCUCUGGUACGGCAGCGAGCCCGAGGACUGGGACGCCAAGAGAGGCGCCGAGCAUGCCAAGGCGCUGGCGGAGGGCAAGGGGUUGGGCGACUUGAUCGUGGAGCAGGUUUCCGAGGUCUGGAGCAGUGCGAAGAAGGAGGAAGGCAAAGAGGGCAGAGAGGUCAAGGAUGACAGCGGCGAUAAGAAGGCCUGAGUGGGUCGACGGCAGCAAUGCAUCAAUUAACGUGUAGGAUUAUUGAAAUAGGGACCAGGAGCUGGCGUCAGUUCGUUAUUUUGGUGGUGGUGGCGGCUCAAUCCACAUUUACACCUGGCGUUCAGGAUGAGCUGGGGAGGCAUCUCUGGUUCGGUGGCCAUCUCCCCUAGACAUACUGUACAUUACUGUUUAGCCAAGCAAUGUAACAAAAAGCAAGCUCUGAGUGUUUCGGAAAACACCAUUGAACCAAUAAUAAAGUUUUAUACCACGAGCUGCCAGACGCUUAUGCCCGUUUGCUGCUUGACGCUCUCCUUCUUGUUUUCAUUCCCCUCCCAUAUGUUACCCGCUAGACGCCAACAUGCAUAUUUUUACCAUUUCCCUCCGCCUUUCCUCCUAUUAUGUACACACACAUGCCCAUCCUUACUCCUCACGACGCCUUCUUCCUCCCGGUUGUCGGCUGACCGUCGAGCCGCAGGUCUCCCAGCUU